UUGCGUAGGUUAGCUUGACAGUUUGCACUCAUGUAGGCUGCCAGUUGACCGCAGUGAAGUUUGCCUCAGAGUGAAGGAAGCAAGGAGUGCUGGCGAAGGUAGACCCGGGUUAUGAGGAGAUGCUAGUCGCGUUACGUCUGGUAGUAGUGGCAGUACCCAUGGGUGUGCUGCUGUCCCGGACCAUGGCAUGGAUGUCCAGUGGCAAAACACAUCCAGAGCUCAUCAGCAGACUGAGGGAUCAUGGUGUAAUCCGCAACGACAGAGUGUUUGAUGCCAUGCUGGCCACAGACAGAGCGCUCUACUCUCGAGACUAUCCUUACACAGACUCUCCGCAGUCCAUAGGCUACAGGGCGACAAUCAGCGCGCCACACAUGCACGCUCAUGCUUUAGAGCUGUUAAGUGAGAAACUAACGGAAGGAGCGUCGGCUCUAGAUGUGGGUUCAGGGAGUGGAUACCUCACUGCCUGCUUUGCAAGAAUGACGGGACCCAGCGGUAGAGUGGUCGGCAUUGACCACAUCGACGAACUCGUUCAAAUGUCAAUUAAAAACGUGAGAGCAGACGACCCUGAUCUGCUCACCUCUGGACGCAUCAGACUUGUAGUGGGAGACGGAAGGCUCGGCUUCCCAGAAGGAGCGCCGUAUGAUGCAAUUCAUGUUGGUGCAGCUGCAGCUACCGUCCCCAGCGCUCUCCUGGAGCAGCUGAAGCCAGGCGGGCGCCUGGUUCUUCCAGUGGGCCCUGAUGGUGGAAGUCAGGUAUUAGAGCAGUAUGAACGGCAAACUGAUGGGACCUUCUUGAAGAAAGCUUUGAUGGGAGUUAUUUACGUCCCCCUGACCGACAAGAGGCGUCAGUGGCCCGGGAGAUGGCGUUGGUGCUGUGUCUCUGAGGCCCCAUGAGUCUCCUCGUGGGUUUCACAGCUGAGCUCCAGAAUGAACAGCCACCUGUCCUGCUGCGCUGUCACUUGGCAACAUGCUGGAAGUACGAGGUAUAUGACCUACCUGCUCUGAUUGUCUUCCAUGAAAGAGGUAAAAGAGUUAGUGACCCUCCACUGGACUAAUGAACUUUCUACCAGAAUACAUGAAGUCAGUUCACCUAUACAGACUGAUGAGUAUACAAUAUGUGAAGGACCGAAAAAAAUGGUUGUCAAAGAUUUAAAUUAAUAUUAAUAUUGUUUAUGGUCAGUAAAGAUGGCAAAAUUGUAACUGCAGCUUAAGAAGUUGGUAAAUUGUGUGUAAUCUUAUGGGGGAAUUUUUGUAUGAAUGCAAAUAAACCUAAAUACAAGCUGAGAGACUUUAAUAAGAAUCCACAAAAAGUACUAAUUUUUAUUUUUAUUUUGUGGUUUAGAAACUUCUUCUUAUACUGUAUGAAUGUUUUGUUGACAUUGUCACUAUGGCAACAGAGAAGCCGUGUUGCUUAAUAUUGAUCAGUUGAGGCACUUUGUUUUUUUUAGAACUGCAUAAAUAUUACAAUUGUGUGAAGGGUUAGAAUUCUUAAUAAAAAACUUAAUUGAUAUUGUA
This is a messenger RNA of Solea senegalensis (Senegalese sole), 1514 nucleotides long. It is a transcript of the gene pcmtl, whose product is annotated as l-isoaspartyl protein carboxyl methyltransferase, like. Lineage: Eukaryota; Metazoa; Chordata; Actinopteri; Pleuronectiformes; Soleidae. Gene Ontology annotation, molecular function: protein-L-isoaspartate (D-aspartate) O-methyltransferase activity. The record is from RefSeq and is a predicted model, not a curated record. The coding region runs from base 120 to 893 and encodes 257 amino acids. Gene Ontology annotation, cellular component: cytoplasm. The transcript has 9 exons. Gene Ontology annotation, biological process: protein modification process.